UCAAAAGGCCACAGUAUUUUAAAGAGUUAUAUUACUCUAAAAAAACACGAUUCAGAGAGCCAAAAGGAAGGGAAGACAUAUUCAGAUAGUUCUCUCUGAUUCUAAAACCUUUGAUACUCCUGUUCCUCAAGAAAGUACUACAAACUAAGAUUUAGGAGAGUUGAAUAAAAAGAUAGUUAUUUCACACAAGAAGUUCAGUACAUCAAAUCUAAAUGAAUACGUGCUGUGUAGUUGGGAAACUCCUGAGAAGAGAAAUAUGCACACUCACAGUUUAAAGAAAGGGCAAAUAAAUAGAAGAUAUAGAAGAAAUUCUAAGAAGAAGAAAGAUAGAAGUAAAGAUUUAUUUGACCUUUAAAAUUACUAAAAUGAAAAAUCGAUAAAAUCAUUCAACAAAAUAAACCCUCAGGCAUUCCCUUCAAGAUUUGUACAGGCACUCAGAAGUCAGACCUCAAGCUGUGCGAUAGCCCAGAGGAAGAUUCAAGGAUAUUUACAACUUACUCGACACCAAAAGAAACAAAGAAUUUUCUAAGCAGGCAAACUAAAUUGAGGAAAAGCAUUGGAGAUAUGAAACUUCAAAGAUAUCCGUCUAAUAAAUACUCUUCAACAACUUCUCAAAAGAGAAACUUUAGGGGGAAAGAUUAUUAUUUGUCAGCAAUACGAAAGAAGUUUGGAAAGAAGACCUCCAACCAAACCGAAAGUAGCAGUCAUAGAUUCAAUUUCUCACUCCAAGCAAGUGAAGAUAUCUUCAGCAACAGAAAAUCUCUAGAGAACUUCAGUCUAAAAACAGAAGAAUUUCUCAAAAGUACACAUCAGAAAGAAAAUGAAAGAGGUAUCAUGAAGUUGAGGAAUAGCUAUUUGAAUGAACUAAAGAAAAUAGCAGAAAGAUAUCUUAUUAUAAAUAAACUGGAUUUAGAAGACCCUGAAAUACUGGAUGCCCCUUCGAUCACUCAGAGCUAUUCCACCAAGAUUAGCCAUCCCAAGAUAUAUAAACCAGGCUUAGGAUUUAAAGACUUAAAGAAGUCACAGAAGAGCUCUUUUGUUUUUCUCAGGAAUAAUUCUAAGACUCCAAAAUUAUAGAUGAAAAUACAAAUUUAUUAAAUCAUAGGCCUUACAAGAACACGCCUUUACUGAGAAAGUCUCAGGAUAAACCUGCUGGUGUGGAAUCAAGAAUAUAUGAGUGCAGGGCUUCAGUAGAUCUUCACAGUAAGAAUGUAAUAUCAGCACUUAGAAGCUUAUUAGCUUACAUCUUUAAAUAA
This is a messenger RNA of Moneuplotes crassus, 1256 nucleotides long. The record is from the annotation of a GenBank genome assembly. NCBI's taxonomy places the organism in Eukaryota, Ciliophora, Spirotrichea, Euplotida, Euplotidae.